AGCUAAAGAGAAAUAGGAGGUAAUCAAUACCCAGUUGUUCUGGGCGGUUGAAUAAUGAUGUAUAUGUGUGUCGUGUGAUCUUUUUUGCUGUUUGUGUGUUUUUGCGAAGGGCAGAAAUACUGUUCACUAACUCGUCCCAUUACAUAAAUAGCAUGCAGCAUAGUACUUGGUGACAUGACUCAAGGAAAAAAACGCUGAAAUGUAAAUAAUUGCGAAGAGAAGCAAGCUUCAUCACUUUUUGAAAAUUUGCUUUCUGGGAAAAUUCACAGAAUCAUCCAAAUGUCUUGUACUUGAUGCCAUACUAAAUACAGCAAUGUACCUUGAACACUAUAUAGAAGUGGAAAAUAAAGUAUUACUAAACACAUAAUAACUACAAAGUUUAACUACAAAAUUUAACUCACAGUAAAUCAUUACAAUCACCUACGCCUGAAUGAUGAAUCCGUACAGCGUGUAGGAUGACGAAUAUCUGAGACAAAACAGUAAAUGAAAGUAAAGGAGAAUCUUGAGAUAACACGUCCGUUUAUUGUCUUGCACGACUGGUCAAGCAUAAAUCCUUCUGAAACAGAGUUUCACUAUCUUCCCGAGUCGUGUCGCAGAUGUUAUGAGGUUUGUGUUUUUGCGUGUUUUGACAUUGGAGAACAGGUUCCAGGUAUUCCUGCAGUGAGGUACACUUCGUCUGCUAGAAAGCAAGGUUUCCUAUCAACCUACCUUAGACUGAUCUCGUUCGGGAAAACCAAGAGAUGGACUUAAACGUCAAAGAGGGUAAACUCUUCAUGCAACAUCACAAGUUUGGAAAGAAGCUGAAGUGGAGGAAGGUGUGGUUAGUGCUGUACGGGGCCAGCCAGCAUGGCGUGGCUCGACUCGAGUUCCUGCGCUGCGCCGGGACCGAGUACGGGCCCGUCUCCCGGAAGCCCGGCAAGAAAGUGCUGCGCCUAUCCGACUGCGUUAGUGUGCGGGAAGCACCCGGAGAACCCUGUCCAGGGGACGGCAUGACUGCCUUCGUGGUGGAGACCACGGAAAAGAGCUACACCUUUGCCAGCGAGCAGCUGACUAGCACAGACUGGGUGGAGAAACUGCGUCUAAUUGCCUUUCAGGCUGAUAGUAGGCGAGACUUCAGCGUACAGCAGCCCAUACAAAUGGCAGAAAACACGAUAUAUGACUCCCUGGAGGAAGUGCAUGAGUUCUGCGUGAGUGUGCGAGCCUCCGAGGCAGCUGACCGUUGUGGCCUGCGAGGGGUGUACUGGCUGAGGGUCACCAGGGAUGGACUGGUCUUGCUGGAGCCAGAGACCAAGGAGACGCUGCUAUGCUGGCCUUACAGGCUGCUCCGUCGCUACGGCAAUGACAAGGAGUCCUUUACGAUAGAAGCGGGGCGCCGCUGUGCCUCUGGGCCUGGUAGCUUCAGCUUCGAGACACGACAGAGUCCAGCUAUCUUUGCCCUGAUGGAGGAGAGGAUCCGUCAGCAAGUCCGCAGCUCUGCAUGCCAUGGAGACGAGCUUCUGGAAGGGCAACGUGAGGGGGAAGGGGGCGUGCUGAGACACCCUCGAGCCCACUCCCCCCUGCCCCCCACACCCAGGAGCUCGGCCUUGAUGGAGCAGAUGAGCCCUUAUGCUGACCCUGCUGACCUUCUGCGGCCCACUGCGGUGUCCUGCCGCCACGGCAAUCAGCCCGAACCUGUGUACUCAGACGUGGAUAGGAACUUGGUCCAGCAAACUGGAGCUUUGGUGCUGGAGGGGUGUGCAGUGGCCAGGGAACGCAGGGACGCUGAGGAGGACAGUCCUACACAUCUGUACAGCCGUGUGAUGAAACGCGCUGCUCCACCAAGCCUCGGCCUGGUGGCUCCUGAUGUCAUCUAUGACAGCUUAGGGCAAAUUUGACCUUAACCUCGUAUUCUGUCGGCCUUUCUGUGAUGUUCUUUACUUUCUCUGCUGCUGCUCCAUUUGGCAAGACCGGGAACUGCAUGCUAAUGCAGAUGUUUCACUCAGCAACAUUUUGGCUAGUAAAGCAAAAUCGUUUCAUCAACAAAACAUUAUCAAUAACCCUUAAAUGCCUUCACACAUGCCCAUAUGCCUUCCCACUCUAUAGGUGAACCAUCAUUCUUUGUCAUCUAACUGCUGUCAUCGUGGCAGGAUGGUUCCUCCUGAUCAUCUGAGACCUGGAAAUAUUCAGGGAUUCCAGUAUCAGCAGAGAAAGGAUUGGACACCACCUAAUGUUGCUAUGAAGCCAUAUAUUACAUUGUAAGAUCGCACUGUUAUAUCCCCCUGCAGUGAUAUGUGUAAGAUGGGGGCUAAUGAUCUAUUAUAACUCAGACAUUGUGUUAAGUAUAUUUAUGACUAUAUUGUGAAUAAACUUUUUAAAACACUUUAAA
Molecule: messenger RNA, 2365 nt
Organism: Brienomyrus brachyistius
Lineage: Eukaryota; Metazoa; Chordata; Actinopteri; Osteoglossiformes; Mormyridae
Product: docking protein 1-like
Exons: 5
Coding region: 741-1874 (377 amino acids)
Biological process (GO): positive regulation of MAPK cascade; cell surface receptor protein tyrosine kinase signaling pathway
Cellular component (GO): cytoplasm
Source: RefSeq, a predicted model, not a curated record